Messenger RNA from Caenorhabditis sp. 36 PRJEB53466, 2093 nucleotides. The record is from the annotation of a GenBank genome assembly. Lineage: Eukaryota; Metazoa; Nematoda; Chromadorea; Rhabditida; Rhabditidae.
AUGGGGAAACAAGAACAAUCCGAACCUCUCAAUCAACCUGACGAUCCUCAUGAGGUAUUGUGAAAAAAACUUGAGACCAAAAGCUGAAAUUUAAUUCAGGAGGGAGGUGAUAAAGGACUUGAAAAGUCGAUGACACUCUUCAACGGUGUUUCCAUCAUCGUUGGUUGCAUUAUUGGAUCGGGAAUUUUCAUCAGUCCUACCGGAAUCCAAGCCCGUGCGUUUUAUCUUUUUCUGAUAAUAUCAACUCUCAUAAAAUCUCAUAGUGUUUGGGUUAUAUUGAGACUUCUUAAGAGAUAAGACGGAAAUAAUAUUUAUGACUAUCUUGAUAACCUGUAUAUUGUUCAGAAGCUGGUUCCGUCGGGCUGUCCCUUAUUGUUUGGGUCCUUUCUGGAUUGUUCGCUGCUAUCGGAGCUUAUUGCUACGCAGAGCUAGGAACUCUCAUUAGAAAAUCUGGUGGUGACUAUGCUUACAUCAUGGAGGCCUUUGGACCGUUCCUUGCCUUUCUGAGAUUGUGGAUUGAGAGCAUUGUUGUGAGGUACAGACAUAACAUCUCGGGCAAUAUAAAUCAACGGAAAUGUUAAUUUCAGACCAUGCACCGCUACCAUCGUCGCCCUCACGUUCGCCAUUUACAUGCUCAAGCCUUUCUACCCGGACUGCGAUGCGCCACCGUUCUCCACCGAACUCAUUGCCGCUCUUUUGCUCAGUAAGAACUGAAAACGAAUAAAUCUGCAGCAAGAAGUCUGAGUUUACAGUUCUUCUCACCGCUGUCAACUGCAUUUCUGUCAAAUGGGCUAACAAAGUUCAGGACAUCUUCUUUGUUGCUAAAGUUGCUGCUCUCAUCUUGAUCAUUUUCACCGGACUGUGGAAUUUAGUUUCUGGUUGGUAUAGGUUAAUUGUGACACUUGAAAAAUGUCAAGUUUAUAGGAAAAGCACAAGCUUGGGACUCGUUUGAGAACAUUUUCGAGAACACCGCCAAAGAUUUCCAAACCGCUUCCCUUGCUUUCUACUCGGGAUUGUUCGCCUAUCAAGGAUGGAAUUACCUCAACUUCAUUGUUGAAGAGCUUCAGAAUCCGAAAAGGUUAGAUUUUGAUACAUUUCGAUUUUAACUGCAUAACUAUAUAUAUAUAUAUAUAUCAUUCUUUCAGAAACCUUCCACUUUCCAUUGCCAUUUCGUGCUCAUUGUGCACUAUCAUCUACACUCUCACAAACAUCGCCCUUUACACCUCCAUCAGUCCCGAUGAGAUGCUUGCGAGCCCGGCUGUGGCUGUGGUAAGCAAGAACACGGAACCAGAUGCGCAAGUAUUAUCCAUUUCCAGUUGUUCGCCGAAAAAAACUACGGAUACUUUGCCUUUUGCAUGCCCAUUUUCGUCGCCUGCUCCACCAUCGGAUCUGCCAACGGAGUCAUUUUGACCAGUUCCAGGUGAGGAUGAAGUUCUUAAAUUUAAUCCACAAGUUCGACAAAAAUGCAGACUUUUCUACUGCGGAGCUCGUGAAGGACAGAUGCCAAAUGUUCUCACGAUGGUCAACAAGCAGACGAAAACUCCAAUUCCAGCCGUCAUCCUGACUGUGAGUGAUCUAAUAGAAGAUUCGAGAAUGAAAUGUUUUUCAGGGUCUGCUGUCUCUGUUCUACUUGCUGCUGUCCAACAACAUUUAUUCGCUCAUCAACUACAUCCAAGUCAGCUAUUGGAUUGCCAUCGGAGGAGCCAUCCUCGCGCUUUUCUACUUCAGAAAGACAAUGCCGGAUGCUCCGAGAGCCGUCAAGGUAGAGUUAUCGUUAGUGUUAGUGCACACUUAUAGAAGUUUAUAUUCCAGGCGCCCACCAUCUUCCCAAUCAUUUUCUUCAUUGGAUGUGUGCUCCUGGUCCUGGUGCCUGUGCUCGGAAACCCGAAGGACACGGCAAUCGGAAUUCUGAUAAUGCUGUCUGGAGUUCCAGUUUACCUCGUCUUCAUUGCCUGGAAAAACAAACCAAAGUUCAUCGAUUCCCUCACAGGUACCAAUCGAUCAAGAUAAGUUUUUACAGAAAACUUUCAGAUUCCGUUACGAUACUCACCCAAAAAUUGUUCAUGGUCGUCGACGCGAACAAGGAAGACUAG